This is a messenger RNA of Anopheles gambiae (African malaria mosquito), 2617 nucleotides long. RefSeq names its product sorting nexin-17 (gene Snx17). Gene Ontology annotation, cellular component: early endosome. Bases 447 to 1952 code for a protein of 501 amino acids. NCBI's taxonomy places the organism in Eukaryota, Metazoa, Arthropoda, Insecta, Diptera, Culicidae. The transcript has 7 exons. Gene Ontology annotation, molecular function: phosphatidylinositol binding. Gene Ontology annotation, biological process: intracellular protein transport. The record is from RefSeq and is a predicted model, not a curated record.
UUUUUUACUCCAAUCGGUGGUGGGUUGUGUUGAUAAUUCUGAACACUUUCUCAUCGCCGUCGGUCCGUCCUGUCUGUCUGUCGUCGGUUUCCGCUACUGCAGUGCGUGUGUGCGUAUGUGUGUGUGUAUAGAGAGCUGCAGAGCAAUUGUACAAGUUUUGUACGCGAAGACGAUACCCUUCGUAUGCCCGGGAGUAGUGGUGCCUAAAACGCUAAUAAGGUUCUAAGGUUCGCCCGGACCGGUGGGGUGGUGGUUGGUUGGUUUGUGCUGUUAGUGCUGGCAAGCGAAUGUUGACCCCUUGUGCUGCUCCGUUGCACGCGACCCCACCCGAACGAGAGGCCAGAAUCGCACGCUCCCCGAGACGAAAUUUAUCAUCGCCGUAGUACACCGAAUCACAAAGAAGCGGCCAUCCACGGGAAACACCAACCCUCCCCUCCCCCUGAAGGAUGCACUUUUCCAUACCCAGCACGCAAGAGUUCGUUUCCGAUGGGAGCGGAUCAUCGUACACGGGCUUCAACAUUCACAUAAAUGGCAGUUUUCACUGUUGCCUUCGCUACAAGCAGCUACACAGCCUGCACGAGCAGCUGAAACGGUCCCUCCCGUCGAUCGCACUGCCCAGCUUUCCUCCAAAGAAACUGCUCUCCCUCACGCCGAACCAAAUCGAGCAGAGGCGGCUCAGCCUAGAGCGCUACAUACAGCUAGUGGGACAAGAUCCGGUACUAUGCCGGUCGGAGCUGUUGCGCGCAUUUCUGCUCAACGCCCAGCAGGAGUCCUCGUUCACUGAGUGCAGCGAGGUAACGCUGGACGUUUACCUCAUGAACGGGUACCGAAUAUCGGCCAGCGUCUACACCACCGACUGCACCGGGAAGGUGCUGGAGAAGGCGUGCGCCCUGAUCGAUCUGCCCAAGGAUCGGGCCUGCUACUUUGCGCUCUACCUGAUGCGCAAGGAGGCGAGCGGCGCGCUGACGAUCGUGAAGCGCCUGAUGGAGUUUGAGGCGCCGUACAUCUCGGCGAAGCGGUGGGACGACUGCAAGUUGGUGCUGCGCACCGGCUACUGGGACGCCUGCUACGAUCUCGAGCUGAUGCGUGACCGGAUCGCGCUCAAUCUGCUCUACCUGCAGGCGAUGAGCGACGUCGAGCGGGGCUGGAUCGUGACGACGCGCGACCAGAGCGAGCAGCUGACGAACAUGCAGGCCCGGGGCAGCAAGAGCGAGUAUCUGGACGUGGUGCGGAAGCUACCGCUGUACGGGUGUCUGCAGUUUCCGCGCGCCUGCGUCGACUAUCCCGAGCCGAACACGGUCGCGACCGUUGUGCUCGGCAACAAGGAGCUCAACCUGCUCACGUACGUCGGCAAGGAGAUGCAGGAAACCAAAUUCAAAGUCACGCGCAUCCGGUGCUGGCGUGUCACCCCCAUUCAUAUUAAUGAGGACAAUCAAUCCUCCACCGGUGGUGGGUACGGUCGACAGCAGCAAUCAUCGUCGCACCAGCAACAACAAUCAUCAUCAUCGUCCACGAUCAGCCUGGAGCUUUCGUUCGAGUACUUGAUGGCGAAGAACCAGCUCAAGUGGAUCACUAUCUACAGCGAACAGUCGAUGCUUAUGUCCGUGUGCCUUCAGUCGAUCGUCGACGAGCUGCUCAACCAGAAGAAUGGGUCCGAUCCCGCACACCUGCAGAAUCCACAGCAUGUGGAGUAUGCACCACUCUCCUACAUUCGGCGGGAUGGAUCGAACCACUGCAUUACCGACUCUAGUUCAACCGAUACUCUCUGCAAUCUAGUAAAUAAUGAUAGUAGUAGCAACAACGGAACAUCGACGCAACAACACUCCACAAACAACGGGUCUUCCUUUAUCCGGCGCAAGCUGAAGGAGUUCAACACGACGGUACGCUUCAAGAACGGCAAAGACUCGGUGCAGAACGAAGCGUUCGAGUGGAUCGGCGACGACGAUCUCUAGAAGCCGGCUCGCCACCCAGAAGCACAGUGACAUUUUGAUAUCGAAUUUACUCUUUACCGAGACACACGCGGUGUUGUGUGCGCGCUGCUGCGUGACUGUGAGAGCUUCAGCGCCUCCUCCUUUCGGUUCCUCCGGUUUUGUUUUGUAACUCGUGCUCGUAGUAGUAUGUAAUACGGUUUAGGAUAUAUGUAGAUGGUGGUGAUUAGAUAAUCUAUCCUUCCAUUUUGCUGAACCUCUUUUUUCCUGCAUGGUUUCGCUUACAUUCUGUUUUCAAAUUGCGAAGCAAUACCGGCGACCACUAAAUUACAUUCACCAAUGGUGUUAAAGUGUAAAAAGUUGGAUCAUGUCUCUUUUUCCAAAUCGUUUAGAAAAGGGUUUUGAUUAGCAAUUGUUAGGUGUGAAACGAAAAGGUUCUCAUCAUUCUCGCGCUGCCUAUCAUUGUACGUUAGUUAUAUCUACAGGGACGUGAUAGCAGAAAGGGUUACAUGCACACAGGGUGGACCUAGUAAAUCUCCUAACACGAGCGUAUUUUGUAUUCUGUGUAACCAUGAGUAGUAGCAGGCGGCGCGACAAAUGCGCAUAAAAUAGGCACACACGGACGCUUGGUGCCGAAAUAAACAGCGAAACGAAAGCUGAUCGAGAUUGAUGAUGCUUCAUAGAUGUAA